Molecule: messenger RNA, 1116 nt
Organism: Colletotrichum spaethianum
Lineage: Eukaryota; Fungi; Ascomycota; Sordariomycetes; Glomerellales; Glomerellaceae
Product: protein disulfide-isomerase erp38
Exons: 2
Coding region: 1-1116 (371 amino acids)
Biological process (GO): protein folding
Cellular component (GO): endoplasmic reticulum
Molecular function (GO): protein disulfide isomerase activity
Source: RefSeq, a predicted model, not a curated record
AUGGUUGUCCUCAAGAGCUUCGUGCUCGGCGCCCUGGCAGCCACCGUUGCCGCCAAGUCCGCCGUGCUUGACCUUAUCCCCUCCAACUUUGACGAUGUCGUCCUCAAGUCCGGCAAGCCCACUCUCGUCGAGUUCUUCGCCCCCUGGUGCGGCCACUGCAAGAACCUUGCUCCCGUUUACGAGGAGCUCGCCAGCGCCUUCGAGUCCUCCAAGGACGUCCAGAUCGCCAAGGUGGACGCCGACGCCGAGCGUGACCUAGGCAAGAGAUUCGGCAUCCAGGGAUUCCCUACGCUCAAGUGGUUCGAUGGCAAGAGCGAUAAGCCCACUGACUACAAGGGAGGUCGUGACCUCGAGGCCCUGAGCGCCUUCAUCACGGAGAAGACUAGCGCCAAGCCCCGCAAGAAGUACACACCGCCCAGCGCUGUCAACAUGCUCUCCGAUGAGUCCUUCAAGGCCACCGUUGGCGGCGACAAGGACGUUCUCGUUGCCUUCACUGCUCCUUGGUGUGGACACUGCAAGACCCUCGCCCCUAUCUGGGAGACCGUUGCCCAGGACUUUUCUCUUGACGAUGGUGUCGUGAUCGCAAAGGUCGACGCCGAGGCCGAGAACAGCAAGGGCACCGCCGCCGCUGAAGGCGUCUCUUCCUACCCGACCAUCAAGUUCUUCCCCAAGGGUUCCAAGGAGGGCGAGCUCUACACCGGCGGCCGCAGCGAGGUUGACUUCGUUGAUUUCAUCAACGAGAAGGCCGGUACCAACCGCAGCCCCGGCGGUGGCCUCAACGCUGUCGCUGGUACCAUCGCCGCCCUCGACAAGAUCGUCGCCAAGUACACUGGAGGCACCAGCCUCUCCGACGCUGCCGCCGAGGCCAAGAAGGAGGCCGAGACCCUCAAGGAGCAGGCCCAGUACAAGUACGCCGAGUACUACGUCCGCGUCUUCGACAAGCUCAACAAGAGCGACGGCUACGCUCAGAAGGAGCUCGCCCGCCUGGAAGGCAUCCUCACCAAGGGUGGCCUCGCCCCGGCCAAGCGUGAUGAGAUCACCAGCAAGACCAACGUUCUCCGCAAGUUCCUCCAGAAGGUCGAGGAGAAGGUCACCGGCGAGAAGGAGGAGUUGUAG